Messenger RNA from Lytechinus variegatus (green sea urchin), 3445 nucleotides. RefSeq names its product solute carrier family 12 member 8-like. Lineage: Eukaryota; Metazoa; Echinodermata; Echinoidea; Temnopleuroida; Toxopneustidae. Gene Ontology annotation, cellular component: membrane. The coding region runs from base 297 to 2459 and encodes 720 amino acids. The record is from RefSeq and is a predicted model, not a curated record. The transcript has 11 exons. Gene Ontology annotation, biological process: cell volume homeostasis; chloride transmembrane transport; chloride ion homeostasis. Gene Ontology annotation, molecular function: potassium:chloride symporter activity.
GCUAGCGGCUAUUCUGCUAGCUGUGUUACUACAUGUAGCUGCUGGGAUAAUCUGGGAGCCAAGGCCAAGCAACUGAGCCGAGCAAGGGAUUUCUAAAUCUAAUCUUACUCUUUGUAAGCAGGAUCAGGACUGACGUCGUUAGAUGCAGUUUCAUGAAGCCCGAUUGUAAUUUACCAAAUGAUGGAAUAAGACUAAGAGCUAGCUGUGGAUUUCGGCGCACUGGAUUUCUCCGGGGGAUUUCUUCAGGAAAUUGAGAGCUGCAGAUUUCCACUUGGACAUCUGACAGGCAUCCCACCAUGGCUGAUGAUGGCAAUACUGGGGAGGGGGCUCAGUUAGUAGGAGACCCUAGAACGGCACCAGGCCAAGGAGAUAAAGCGAGCAAGAAAGACGUUGACUGGGGCAGGUUUGGGCUGAGCGAUGAAAGCCAUGCCAAGUCCUACACAGAAAGCACAUUGACAGGAUAUGGUGGAGAUGGUGGUUACCAGCAGGGGGAGGGUGGACAAAAGAUUCAAGAGCUCUUUGAUGAACAGCAGGCUGGGCAGAGCAGUCAUAGCCAAACACCAUGGUGGAAGGCAAACUUCUUCGUGAGGGAACCUGUCCUCUUUGGAACAUGGGAUGGCGUCUUCACAUCCUGUAUGAUCAACAUCUUUGGUGUGGUUAUCUUCCUUCGGACAGGCUGGAUGGUGGGUAACGCUGGAGUAGGACUGUCGAUUCUAAUCAUCCUCAUGACUGUGGCAGUAGCUCUUGUCUCGUCGUUGGCAGCCAUCGGGGUCUGUGAGAGAUGUAAGAUGGAGAGCGGGGGCAUCUAUUUUCUCUUGUCCCACGUCCUGGGGGCUAGGAUGGGGGCAACGCUUGGAAUCCUUUAUUCCUUUGGGCAGACUGUAGCCUGCUCACUAUACUGUACAGGUUUUGGGGAGUCUGUUGCCAAGACCUUUGGCUGGGACAACGCCUGGGCCGUCAGGGGUGUUGGGAUAGCGGUCAUCUUGCUUCUACUGGCCAUUAAUAUUGCAGGGGUCAAAUGGGUCAUCAAGAUGCAGCUCCUCCUUCUGGCCGUCUUGGGCGUUGCUACUCUGGACUUCCUAGUUGGGACAGUAGCCCAUACUGACAAAGCAAAUGGUUUUGUAGGCUACAACCGCGCCGCCUUCCAUAACAACACUGGCGCUGACUACCUACCAGGUGAAAAUUUCUUCACGGUGUUUGGUGUAUUCUUCCCAACUGCCACUGGAGUGAUGGCAGGCAUCAAUAUGAGCGGAGAUUUACGUGAACCGCACAAGAGUAUCCCCAAGGGAACCCUAUCAGCUCUUGGUGUGACAGCCGUCCUGUAUCUUCUCUUCGCCAUGCUUCUAGGGGCAACAUGUAUGAGGGAUUUCCUGCAGACAGAUUACAUGAUAGCAGAGACAGUGUCACUAGUGGGAUUCCUAUGGCUUCUUGGGCUGUACAUCUCGUCUUUGUCAUCAUGUUUAGGAGGGCUUUAUGGAGCACCCAGAAUACUCCAGUGUAUAGCUAACGAGAACGUAAUACCCAUCAUUAAAUUCCUGGGCCAUGGGAAAGGGCCAAAUAAAGAGCCUAUCAUAGCCCAGCUCCUUGUGUGUUUCAUAGCUAUCCUCUUCAUCUUCAUCGGUCAAGUCAACUAUCUAGGUCCUAUUGUAACCAUGCCUUUCCUCCUCUCCUAUGCCGGUAUCGACUACGCCUACUUCUCCCUGGCCAUGAGCUUCGACCGCGUCGGCGGCGAGCCCGGGAAGGAGAAGGACAGCCUCCUCUCCCACGUCAUCGACAAGAAUCGACAGGAUGGCACCUCGUACGGCGCCCUCGUCAACGAACCCGAUGACGAUUCGAACCGUAGGGACUCGCUCUCAGAGUUCAAGCAAGACAUCGAGAAGGCAGAAAAGGCAUUUGGAGUUUCGAAUGAAAGAAAAGAGGACGGUCAAGAGAAGAAUUCAGUUGAGAAUGGAGGAAAUCAGUAUGGAGGUGUGGUUGGGAUCAGUGAUAAGGAGUCCCUUAUUGAUUCACAAAAUAGAGGGGAUUCCAAAGGUCCAUUCAGUACAGAGAUAACUCGCAUGCCCCCAUCAUGGUAUUCAAGAUUCUGUAACAGAUGGGUCUCCCUUAUAGGUGCUUUAAUAUCUGUUGCAAUCAUGUUUGCCAUCCAAUGGGGCUAUGCUCUUGCCAACGUGUGCGUAUACUUAAUCGUCUACAUCUAUAUUGGGCAGGCUAACCCGGGAGUAAAACCAGGGGUGGCCGACUUCCAGUUUUUCAGGUGGAUAAAAUCCCUGUUCCAGAGGCUUCUCAGACGGUCGUCACCCACCACUGAGCACAUGGUCAUCCCGUCACAGAAUUUCGCUCCCAAGAUGACCACGGAACAACUGACGGAGGAUAAUGAAGACUUUGCCUCUAGAGGGCGCUAUCACCAGUCCAUGAUGAACCAGACGAACUUGGAGGAUUACGAGUAUGUCAAUAAAUAAGCACGAGGGGCUCUGAAGGGAGAAUUAUCAAUGCGGACGACAUACAGAGAAAUGUUAUAUAUGUAGCACAGGAGUGAUGAUGCAUUUGUGUAGCUCUUUAUUUCCCGUUGUACAUGCCAACCAUUCUAAGAAAUGGUGUAUUAUGGUAGAACAUGACCUUUGACCUGGUGAACAAGGAUAUAAUAGAGAUCGGUAUUCCUUAUUUAAAACAAGACUUGAACCCUGUGACAAAGGUUCCCACAAUGCAAAUUCACUCUGUAUUUUAGCUGACACCAAAUGUUAAACUUGUCAUAGACAGUGAUAAUAUAAUGUAUUUUUAGCAAAGAAAUGUAUUCUUUUUCUUGUGUGAAUGUAUUGUUGUUGACAUAUUGUACUCUUGCCAUGUACUAUUGUAAUCAUUAAUUUAUUUAUUUCGAGAACAAGUACUGGGUAGGUACUUUAUGUUAGUUUAGAUUGUUUUAAUGUGUUUCAAAAAAUUAUUGUAUUCAGAGAUGGUCACAUAGGGCAGUUUCAAAAGGAAAACAUUAUCAGUGAUAGUUUAUUUUUUAUUAAAGAAUAAACAUGAUAUCAAUAAGAUCUUGAUAAGAUAUUUCAGAGAUCAGCUUAGCUGAGAACUGUUUAAGAACAAGACUGUGUAAUAUAUGCCAUUUAUUUUGCAUACAACAAUUAUACCUUUAUAUUUUGUGUGUUAUACCUGAAUAAUCAAAUCAAUCAAGAAUCAGUGAUAUGCAUAAGAAAUUCAGAACAUGAAAAUGUAUGGGGAUACUAGGAAGUGAAGCAGUUGUUGUACUAUAGCCAACGCUUGAAAUAUAAAGAAUUGGAAACACAUUGUUGCUCAAGUCCUUUACGCUUGUAUAUUUUAUUUCAUUCACUAUGAUAUAUAUGAAUGGUAGUUUGCUGUGUUUAUUUGUUUCGGUUUUUUAGCCAGCUGUGACAUUUAAUUCAACCCUUAAAGUCCAAAUAAUCCCAAGAUUAAAAUUGUCAGA